Drosophila bipectinata is the source of this 1451-nucleotide messenger RNA. NCBI's taxonomy places the organism in Eukaryota, Metazoa, Arthropoda, Insecta, Diptera, Drosophilidae. The record is from RefSeq and is a predicted model, not a curated record.
AUGCUGCUCCCCUUGAAGGAGCGUCAGCCUGCCGGAAACGACGCCAGCCGCACUGUGACACUCCUGAAGCGACAAAUAGUGGAAGAUGGAACAAAAGCCCAGACACUGUUGCUCCAAGCGUUCCACUUCGAGCUUUUCAAUGCCAUCAAGUCAGAUCUCGGGGGCCAGCAACACCAGCACCGGGCAAGUAACAGACGCCGUAGCAGUUGCCGUAGAAAAAAGAAAAAGAUUAAGAAAAUUGAACCGGUGGAUGGGAGUUCAUUAAAAAUGGAGGAACAGGAUGUGAGGAAGCUGAUUCGCCUUUACCAAAAGCACGAUAAUCUAUACAACCCAAGGAACCCGUUCUAUGGUAACAAGGAGUACGAUGAGGAUUGCUACAAUGGCAUGGUUCGAUCAUUUCCCGGCCACACCAGCGCAGGACUCAAGAGCCGGCUUGAGGAGCUGCGCAGCCUGUUCGAGAGAGAGUAUACCAUCAUCGAGAUUGCCCAUUGGAAAUACGGUGAAAUAAUGACUCCGUCGAUUCGAUAUUACAACGAAUUUCUAUUCCUGAUUCCCUAUCUGAGCAUAAAUUUCGAUAAGACAUGGUCUGAUAGCUCGAGCCAAGACAGCAACUUUAAAGAAAAGUCUUCAUCCAAGGAUAUUCAGAACCAAGUGGUCAAGCCAAACGCUUGCAUUGCCGGAUACCCAUUGACUUCUUUUCCCAAAUAUUUCUCGUUCAUGGGUAAAAAGUGUAGAAAAAAUAAAAGGAUUGAAAUAGAAGACGAAUCUUCAAAAACGGAAAAUACCUCUGAAAACAAUGGGCAACCAUCCGUAACCUUUGCACCCUCCCCAGAACUAUGCGUUUGUCCUCCGGAUGAUCAGUCUAACAAGGAUUCAUCUCCUAAGAUUCAGUACAUUGAUUGCCAAAAUUAUCAAAACUCCAAAGUGUCUGUGCAGUCCUCGUGCUACUCCAACGAGCGGGAUUUAACGACUACGGAUCUCUCUUGCCCUUUCCGGCCGGAUAAGUCACCAUGUGUGCCGGAAUGUCGUUUGAAUGAAUCCCCCACUCCCCCGCAGGCAAAUAAUUCGAUUCCACCGGAGACUGCACUCCCUGAGGCAAAUAACCCGAAUCCACCGCAGGCUAAUAGUUCUAUUCCCCCUGUUCCUCCGACCCCAAAUGGUCAGCAGGUGCAGAUGCUCUGCGACAUGAUCCGUAUGGAACUAACUACGGCGCCGGAUUUCAUUUACUUUGAUGCCAAGUGGCAGAUUAUUGAAAUUCUGCGGGAGGUCCACAAGCGGCAGUUGGUCCUCCAAAAGGCUAAGCCCCUGAAUAAUCAGGUCAAAAAAGUGGCUUGCGUUAAUGCCAACUGUCCACUGAAGAACAAGCUGGAGAAACGGCCACCUCCAAAGGUCGAAAUGGGAGGCAUAAACUGUCCCUACUGCUGCCGGAAUGCAAACUGAAACCCCAACCA